AUGAAGGGCAGAGGUGGUGUGCUGCGGGCGGGUAAAGCCAAUAAAAACAGCAGCAGCAGCAGCAGCAGCGGUAAGGCAGCAGCAGCAGCAGCUGCUGCUGCUGCUGCUGCUGCAGGUAAGAAAAAGAAGGAUCUAUUUGAAUCAAAGAAAGGCAAGAAAAGAAUAGAAGAAGAAGCAGCAGCAGCAACAGAUGAUGAGGAGGAAUCAGGAGGAUCAGCUGGUGAUGAGGAUUUAUUAGGGUCUGCAGAAGAGAGCGAAGAAGAGGAAGGAGGAGAAAAGUUUAAAGUAUUCUCUGGAUCAGAAGGAGAAGAGGAAGAAGGAGAAGAAGGAGAAGAAGAAGAAGAAGAAGAAGAAGAAGAUACACAAAUAAUGAGUUAUUCGUCAGAAGAAGAUGAUGAUGAUGACGAAGAUGAACAUAAACCAACACCUAAAGGUACGAUCCCAAGGGACGAUCCCAAGGGAACGAUCCCAGGGGAGACGAUCCCAGGGGAGACGAUCCCAGGGGAGACGAUCCCAGGAGACGAUCCCAGGGGAGACGAUCCCAGGGGAGACGAUCCCAGGGGAGACCAUCCCAGGGGAGACGAUCCCAAGAGACGAUCCCAGGGGAGACGAUCCCAAGAGACGAUCCCAGGGGAGACGAUCCCAGGGGAGACGAUCCCAGGAGACACUUUUGUGUGUGUUUAUGUUGUGUUUGUUUUGUUUGCUGCAGAUGACGAGGAGUCCUCCGAGUCCGAGGAAGAAGCUGAGGCAUUUGUAUCAGGAGAAGGUGUUCGUCAAUUGCCAUUAGUAGAUCUAAGAGUAGUUAAGGCAAGGAUGGAGGAGACAGUUGGUCUAUUAACUAAACAAAAGAAGAAAGGAGACAAUAAAAAAGGAGACACUGCAGCAGCACCAGACGACAGCAGCAGCAGCAGCAGCAGCAGCAGCAGCAGCAGCAAAAAAAGCAGCAAAAGUAGACAGGAGCUGCUGCAGCUACUACGUGAUGAUAUUGUUCAUUACUAUCAAUACUCACCAGAGUUAGCUGAAUACUUUUUACAGUUAUUUAGUCCUAGCCAAGCCUUGGCAUUCUUUGAAGCAAAUGAACAUCGAAGACCUCUCACCAUCAGAACUAAUACACUCAAAAUACGCAGACGUGAUUUAGCUGCAUUAUUAAUAAGCAGAGGAUGUAAUGUAGAUCCAUUAGGGGAUUGGACAUCUGUAGGACUAAAAGUAUAUGAUAGUAAUGUACCUGUUGGUGCUACACCUGAAUAUCUUACGGGGCUGUAUAUACUACAGGCUGCUUCUUCUCUUAUUCCUGUUAUUGCCUUAGCACCCCAACCAGAUCAUAUCUUAGGGAAAAAAGGUAUUGAAUAG
Molecule: messenger RNA, 1350 nt
Organism: Eimeria maxima
Lineage: Eukaryota; Apicomplexa; Conoidasida; Eucoccidiorida; Eimeriidae
Product: NOL1/NOP2/sun family domain-containing protein, putative
Exons: 7
Coding region: 1-1350 (449 amino acids)
Biological process (GO): maturation of LSU-rRNA; rRNA base methylation
Cellular component (GO): nucleolus
Molecular function (GO): rRNA (cytosine-C5-)-methyltransferase activity
Source: RefSeq, a predicted model, not a curated record